CUAUAUCUGCUCUCCACGGACCCCGCAUUCGCUACAUCUGCUCUCCACGGACCCCGCAUUCGCUACAUCCGCUCUCCACGGACCCCGCAUUCGCUACAUCCGCUCUCCACGGACCCCGCAUUCGCUACAUCUGCUCUCCCCGGACCCCGCAUUCGCUACAUCCGCUCUCCCCGGACCCCGCAUUCGCUACAUCCGCUCUCCCCGGACCCCGCAUUCGCUACAUCCGCUCUCCCCGGACCCCGCAUUCGCUACAUCCGCUCUCCCCGGACCCCGCAUUCGCUACAUCCGCUCUCCCCCCGGACCCCGCAUUCGCUACAUCCGCUCUCCCCGGACCCCGCAUUCGCUACAUCCUAUAUCCGCUCUCCCCGGACCCCGCAUUCGCUACAUCCGCUCUCCCCGGACCCCGCAUUCGCUACAUCCGCUCUCCCCGGACCCCGCAUUCGCUACAUCCGCUCUCCCCGGACCCCGCAUUCGCUACAUCCGCUCUCCCCGGACCCCCGCAUUCCCUAUAUCCGCUCUCCCCGGACCCCGCAUUCAUUAUAUCCGCUCUCCCCGGACCCCGCAUUCAUUAUAUCCGCUCUCCCCGGACCCCGCAUUCAUUAUAUCCGCUCUCCCCGGACCCCGCAUUCACUAUAUCCGCUCUCACAUAGUAUACAGAACAUGGAA
Messenger RNA from Staurois parvus, 666 nucleotides. NCBI's taxonomy places the organism in Eukaryota, Metazoa, Chordata, Amphibia, Anura, Ranidae. The record is from the annotation of a GenBank genome assembly.